Molecule: messenger RNA, 3732 nt
Organism: Anopheles funestus (African malaria mosquito)
Lineage: Eukaryota; Metazoa; Arthropoda; Insecta; Diptera; Culicidae
Gene: cbt
Product: Krueppel-like factor 11
Exons: 2
Coding region: 709-2361 (550 amino acids)
Biological process (GO): regulation of transcription by RNA polymerase II
Molecular function (GO): RNA polymerase II cis-regulatory region sequence-specific DNA binding; DNA-binding transcription factor activity, RNA polymerase II-specific
Source: RefSeq, a predicted model, not a curated record
CGCCCGUCAAUCGACGAACGAGCGCCGCCAUUCAAGAGCACUGCGAGCCACAAACAAAACGCUUACAAAGUGUUGUGCCGCCAAAGCGAACGGACGUGCUUUUGCUCAUCGCUCUCGUUUCGAGAAGCAAAUCACAUAGCUACAGUAAAGUGAGUUUGUUUUGCAGUGAGUUGCUGAGGAUCGAAGGGAAAACAGAGUCGACGGAUUUUUCCUGUGUAUAAAGCCGGAGUGUUUGCAGCAAAUUGUCAUUUUGGCAAAAGUGCACUAAGCAAAUUGUUGCAGUAAAUGGUUUAAAAUUGCAGUGUGCAAAAGUGGAUGUUUGUAGGUUUUACGUUAAACGAAAAAAAAAAGCGGAAGCAAAAUUUUGCUUGAUCGUGUGCAGCAGCAUCCCAGCCAUCUCAGCCAGAAGAAAAGGAGCGAAGAAAAGUUUAGAACGGUUUCUCGGGUAAACAAGAAACCAGACAACAAAGGAAGCAGUGUGUGCUUAGGGUGUGCUAAAGCCAAAAGAAUUAAAUUCCGAAGGAAGGAAUUUUCGUGUGCAGUGAGAAAGUAAACUAAACCACAAGGAGAAAAUCUGUUAAACGUUAUUCAAGUGAAAUAAAACUCAAAGUCACUAAAAAGUUUAGUUUGGUGUGUGUGUGUGUGUGUGUGUGAAAAAGGGCUUCAAAAGAGCAAUAAGUUUACAAAAGAAAAGAAAAACAAAACACAAUGGAAAACACAGCAGCCGUGUUACUGUCGCCACCGGCAACGCCACCAUUACAGGAUACCAGUCAGCAACAGCAGCAAGAUGAAUUGUUAAAGAAAAACAAUGCCAUUCGUCAGGCAUUAAAGCGGAAGCUGGAAAAUGCAGCUGCUAAAUCAUCUUCAUCGUCAUCAUCAUCAUCAUCAGCCAGCGGUAGCUUCGUCACACCGAACCAUUCGGAUGCGUCAGAGGAUGAGUCUGAUCUGCCACCGCGCAAACGCCAGUACGUGCGUAACCCGGACCAGCUAGAAUCGCAUGCCGCCCUUCAAAAACAGCUGCAUCAACUGCAUCAACAACAGCAGCUAAAUGGAUCCGGUGCUCCAACACCACCACCGUCGGAGUUUUCCGGCUCGGAAGAUGAAACUACCAAGUCCGGUUCGGACGAGGAGCGUUGCUACUUUCAGGGCAGCUCCACAACGGAAACACCGCAACGGGAAAGUGUUAUCAUGCGCAUCAACAAGGAUGGUUCGUGCACGAAGACGCCCGCAUCGGACGAAACGGGUGGAUCCGGCACAACCGGUGGACUCAACAUAUUUCGCAGCUACAAGUUUAAGAUGGGUCCACGGAUGUCACCACCGCCGCCAGUAGCACCAGCGAGUGCAAGUGUCUGCCCCUCGCCCGUUCCGGAGCAAUCGUGCAACAAGGACAGCAUUACGGAAGGUAUGGGACAAAAUGCAGCUGCCAGUAAGACGACACCCUCUGCAGUAUUCGGCACCAGCUCCAGUGGCGGUGCUGGCAAGCGUAAGAAGAAGGACACGGCGACGAGUUCUGUCCCGUCGUCGUUCAGCUCGAACCUCUUCAGCCAACCAAUCCUACCGAAGGUGCUGCCCACCUCAUCAUCAUCUGGCUCCUCCACCACAUCUACCCUUCCUGUGAUAGCGCCCAAAGUCAUCGCCACUCCGGCAACGGCGGCCCCCUUCAUCCUAGCCACCCAGAACGGUGGUUACAUUCUCUUGCCUCAGCAAAUGUCACACAAUCUGUUGGUUGCUACCGGCCCGACACCGACGAUCUCCGAAGCGCGCCCCAAAUCUCAACCCGCUCCGUUACCGACGACGACGACGGUCAAAGAUGACGGUAAGGGUGGAGCGGAACAGCGGAACCAACCGGCAGCCACCGCCCCAAAACCCGAACGGCGUCGUAUCUACGAGUGUGAUCACCCGAACUGUGGCAAGAAUUACUUCAAAUCGAGCCACCUGAAGGCGCACCAGCGUAUCCACACCGGCGAACGUCCGUUUAACUGCAAGUGGCCGGACUGUGGACGACGGUUUUCCCGCUCGGAUGAACUGUCCCGCCACAAGCGCACCCACACGGGCGAGAAGAAGUUCGUCUGUCAUGUGUGCGAACGACGGUUCAUGCGUAGCGAUCAUCUGUCCAAGCACGUGAAGCGUCACAACAAGGACACGAGCAAGGCGUCCGGUUCAUCCAAUGCCGGCCAAUCAUCUAGCCGAAGAACAGUAGCCGCCAGCAGUACCACGUCCACACCGACAACGAUCCUGGCACCGGCAGAAGUUAGUAUGCGUUCCGCGACCGCAUUGUACCAUCAUCACCAUCAUCAGCUGGCGGCCGUAUUUCAACCAUCCCAUCCGUUUGCAUCCGUGCAGCAAGCCUCGGUGUACUGAAGCGAUCGCUACUAGCUGUACUCAUCUAACUUGUGUCAUAUGCUGCACGGAAGUCGUCAUCCGCGUGGUACAGCAAUCAUUCCAAACGGGUGCGUGUGUGAACGAUUCGCUUACCUUACCACCUCCCCAGGGCUGUUACUAGUUGUAACUGGGGAUUGCGCGCCUAUGGAACGCGCGGGAGAGAGAAAAAGGAAAGUAAGGGAAGAUUGAAACUAUCUAGGGAAGGGAACUCCUCGCAGCAAAAAAAAAAAAAAAAAGAUCAACUUCGAUCGUCUCGUUCGUGAUUUUUCCUCUUUCUCCAGUUAGGUUUAAACAAUUCUGCGUGUGGGUGCCGCGAAGCGUAUCCGUGUGAUGCGCCCCACCUAUCUGUGAUCGUUUUUUCUUACAAAACGGAAAACUGCUACUAAACAAGCAAAGCAAGCAUACAACAAAAAAAAAACACUAGAAAGGAAAACCAAAACCUAAGGCCACACUAAUCACAAACUUCUAGCCGGCUUAGCGUUUUCAAAAACUCUCUUAUCUUAUCACAAUCACUACUAUCUAGUAUCUAGAAUUUAGGGCAUGUUGGGGUGUUAAAUACACCUGUGAAAAGAAAGGUGGUGGAGAAAGUCUCAGGAGAGAGUGUUCUGUGGGGGGGAAAAGGGGAGGUUAUAAGGGGCAAGGGUUGAGACGGAUGGAGGGAAAACUAUUCAAGGAGAACAGAAAAGAAGACUCACUAUUUGGUUCUACUGUCUGUUGUAAGAUACGUUUAAUUAAUGUUUGUUUUCGUUCAUGGUUUUUUUUUUAAUUUUCUGUUUGUGAUUUUAUAAACGCACCAGUUUAGAAAUGGGUCGCUUUUACCUAGGGAUGGAUGAGUGGAAAAUGUCACCGUGUGUGUCUCGAUGGUUUAUUAGUACGGUAGCAGAUGGAAAGCCACCCAGCAUUAUCUUACACAGCGUGUUAGUUGUCCAAUAUUCGAUAAAACUUGUUUGGUUCGUAAUGGUUUCGUUAAUUUAUUUUAGUCCUUAAUCGAUAUAGCCGUUAAACAUGCCACAGUAAGACAGUUAAGUUUCGUAUGCACAUAUUAUUAGCAUAUUGGCAGAUGCAGCGAAUCAGAUGUACAGCAGGCGAAGAGAAGAGUGAGAAAAGUAAUUAACGAUCAAAGGAGAAAAUGCAGUAACAGAUCAACAUGUGUUGUUAAAAUCAUACCUAUUUACCUGUAUAUCUACCUAAUAAUUGCCAAAAGAAGGGUCAGUUUUCAAGAGAUGCGCCACAGGCACAGCAAAACGAAAAAUGAAAAAGGCAAAAUCAAAUGCAAAUGGCAAAGUAAACACAUACAAAACACAGAAAAUCCCAGUAAUAUACAUUCUUCUCGAUCGAUCUAAAAUGAAA